AAUUGUACAAAAAUCUUCAAAAUCAUGAAUCUGAUUGCUUUAAAAAAGUAACUUUAAAACUUAUUCAUGGCUGCAAUUCUUUAAAUAUAGACAGUAUUGAAAAUAUGGAAUAUGCUCUUAUGUUAACAUUAUGUGAACUAUCCUUAGCCCAUAUUCCUAUACCAGUUGAAUGUCAAAAUAUAGAAGAGAACACGAGAAAAAAACAAAAUAAAAUUAGAUAUUGUGUUCAAAAACUAUCAACUUUACCACAAACAUGGACAUCUUAUAGCGGCUAUUUUCGUGAUGUUGUGGUUAUAUGUUUCGCUAUUCGAUAUCCCAUGGAAAAGGAGAUCCUUGAAAGGCUUCAUACAAACAUUACUUUAAAUCAAGCAAAAAAUUUUGAUCUUUUACAAAAGCAACAGGAUUACUUGAUGCAUUGGAGAGAAGAAGAACUCAGUACACUUCAUCAUUUAAAACAUUCUCAGCAUGAACUCCUGGUACAAAUGGAUGCCGUACGUGAUACUCAUCUUAAGACUGUCAACCAAAUCCAAUCUAUCUUUGAUGCACUUGUCCUUUUACAAAAUCAAACAGAGGUCAUGAUGCAACGUUAUAAUCAAAUGGUAGAAUAUCAUAUUCAAGAGGUCACAACCCAAUUCAAUCAACUCUCUUUACGACAAGAGGUAGAAGUGGACCAUUUCUUGAGUUCUAUUAUGAAUGGUCUAAGAAAGUUAGAUGAACAACUUGUUCGAAUGACUGCUACACAGCAAGAUGUGUUUGAGCAUUGGGAAGAAGCAAAGUCCAUUCAAGGUAAAUACAUGGAUAUAUGGCAAGAAACAGUCGAGCAAAUCAACACUAGUUUAAAUCAAAUCUUGGAUCAGACCCUGAAUCAUGCAAAGGACUUGCAAGAAGAUUUAUCGAUUAUACAAGAUAAGAUUUUAUUUGUUACUUUCCCCUUUAAAUGGCUAACGGAAUUUUCAACAGAUCUAAUCUCAGUUAUUGAACGAUUUGUUUUAGACGUUUUGAUCUAUACUAUGCUAUUCAAUUAUGUCUAUCAUAACUCGUUAUUCAAUAAUCGUGCUUAUCAUCCUUUAAUGACCAAGUUUGGAGUAUCUCUAGUAUCAGUAUUAUCACAGUUUUAUCUUUUACAAUAUUUCAAAGGAUUAAAUCCUGAUAUAUUCAAUACGAUUUAUUUUAGAUUGAUUAUCAUUAUUUUAGAGUGGAUUCUAAAGAAUUAUUCCAGACAAGUAUGGAGAAAACUUGAUAGGCAACACUUUUCUCUAUUAACCUCAAAAAAUAAACGCUCCAUCAUAAAUCACGAUAAAACAGGUUUAGUAGAUGAAGCAGUGACAGCUGUUGUACCUCAUAUAAAACCAUCAAGGUUCCUAAAUGGUAAUAAUUCGUCAGAAAAAAUGAUGAUCAAUAGAAAGAAACAAUCUAUAGUAUAUUACUUUCAAAGAUAUCAUUAUAAUCCACAUAAUGAACAUAAUAAAGCUGAAACAUUUAGUAAUCAAGAAGAAGAAGAAGAAGAGGAAGAAGAAGAAGAUAUUAUUAUAAAUAAUCAUGGUGUGCCAGAAAAUAAACCAGAUAAAGUUACCUAUAAAAAGGACUAUCCAAGCUACCAUUUCCAUCGCUAUUAUGAUAAAUAAAAGCUAGCUUUGGCUCACACAUAAAAGCCGCAAUAUUUAAAUUCCAAACUUUUAUUGGACAAUGCAUUUUUUUUUAUUGUUAUUAAAU
This is a messenger RNA of Cokeromyces recurvatus, 1713 nucleotides long. RefSeq lists its product as uncharacterized. Gene Ontology annotation, biological process: karyogamy involved in conjugation with cellular fusion; nuclear membrane fusion involved in karyogamy. Gene Ontology annotation, cellular component: endoplasmic reticulum membrane. The transcript is spliced from 10 exons. The coding region runs from base 105 to 1625 and encodes 506 amino acids. The record is from RefSeq and is a predicted model, not a curated record. Lineage: Eukaryota; Fungi; Mucoromycota; Mucoromycetes; Mucorales; Mucoraceae.